Messenger RNA from Aureobasidium pullulans EXF-150, 1827 nucleotides. Its product is annotated as salicylaldehyde dehydrogenase. Lineage: Eukaryota; Fungi; Ascomycota; Dothideomycetes; Dothideales; Saccotheciaceae. The record is from RefSeq and is a predicted model, not a curated record. The coding region runs from base 297 to 1727 and encodes 476 amino acids. The transcript is spliced from 2 exons. Gene Ontology annotation, molecular function: succinate-semialdehyde dehydrogenase (NAD+) activity.
UCGAAAUAUCUGCCGGGCGUAGAAGUUGUUAUGUAUGAUCAAUAGAUGCCGUCGCGGCAUGUCCAAGAGAGACAAUCGGUAAGUGGGCAUGGAUGGCGAGAAUGCCGAGUGUCAAGCCGAACGAGUCGAGUCUGCCCUACCCCCCACUUCCAUCCCGCCUCAUUGAUUAUUGUCUCAUUACUGCUAAACGCCGAGAGGAAUUGAUUGAUUGAUAAUACUAUCGCGUCCUCGAAUUUAUCCAGGGGUCUUUUCUGUUCAUAUCGCUCGUCACAUACUCGGAAUUGAAGCAUACAACAAUGGCAGACUACACAGUUCCCCUCUGGCUCGACGGCAAGGAAGUCGUCACCGAAACCACCUUCGAUGUCAACUCACCCAAGACUGAGAAGAAGCUCUGGAGCUGCUCUUCUGCCUCGGUCGAAGACGCCCAAAAAGCCGUAGACUCAUGCCAACGCGCCUGGAAGUCAUGGAAGAAGUUGAAGACCACAGAGAUCCGCAAGAUCCUCUUGAAGGCUGCAGACAUCAUGGAGAGCCGCUUGGACGAGCUGGCCGGAUACCAAAUGGAAGAGACGGGUGCCCCUGAUUUCAUUGUAAAGCAAUUCAAUCUGCCCACAACAGUCGAGAUGUUCAGAGAUGUCGCUGGCCGCAUCGGUGGCAUCGUUGGUAUGAUUCCUCAGACUCAAGAUGGUGGAGCUCUGGUCUUCAAAGAGCCCUACGGUGUCAUUCUGGGCAUUGCUCCUUGGAAUGCUCCCUACAUCCUGGGUCUGAGAGCCGUCAUCUACGCCCUGGCUACUGGCAACACCUGCAUUCUCAAGGGAAGCGAGCUCUCGCCUCGCUCAUUCUGGGCCAUUGGAAGUGUCUUCCACGAGGCCGGUCUUCCCGCUGGUUGCCUCAACGUUCUCUACCACCGCACCACCGACGCCGCCGCUGUCACCAACCACCUCAUCGAGGCUCCCGAAAUCAAGAAAGUCAACUUCACUGGCAGCACUGCCGUUGGUGCCAUCAUUGCCGCCAAAGCUGGUCAGAACCUGAAGCCCUGUCUGAUGGAACUGGGUGGCAAGGCUUCCGCUCUUGUCCUUGAUGAUGCAGAGAUUGAGAACGCCGCUUUCCAGUGCGCUCUGGGUGCCUUUGUCCACGCCGGUCAAAUUUGCAUGUCUACCGAACGCAUCAUUGUCCACAGAUCCAUCCUUGAGCCUUUCUCAGAAGCUCUCAAGGGCGCUAUCGCAAAGAUCUACCCCGACUCUGGAGAGGCUCCCAUUCUGGUUGCCAAACCUGCUGUCGAGAAGAACCAAAAGCUUGUCAAGGAUGCUGUUGAGAAGGGCGCUAAGCUCCUCUACGGCGACAUCAACUCAAAGGAGACAAACGCACAUCGUCUUCGUCCCUUCGUUGUUCAGGAUGUGACCAAGGAGAUGGACCUCUACUACACCGAGUCUUUCGGUCCUUCAGUAUCACUUCUUACCGUCGACUCGGAUGAGGAAGCUGUAAACUACGCCAAUGACACCGAGUACGGUCUAUCCGGUGCCAUCUUCACCAAGGACCUGCAAAGAGGUAUUAGACUGGCCAGACAAAUCGACAGUGGUGCUGUGCACAUCAACCAGAUGUCUGUACACGACGAAGCUGGUCUGCCCCACGGUGGUGUCAAGAAGUCUGGUUGGGGUCGCUUCAACCACGAGUACGGUCUCAACGAGUUCUUGAAGCUCAAGACCGUUACCUUUGCUGGUGACUGGUGAAAAACGUGAAGUUGUUGAUGACUUGUCUUGAUAUUAUGAUGUCUUUUUUUUUUGUUGUAUAUACCAAAUUUACGAAUUGAAUCUAUUGCAUAUACCCACC